CCUGUCUCAAGUCGCGCGAUUUCAGGUCAUUUUCUAGAGAGAGAGAAAAAAAAAGCAUUUUCAAGGAAAGCGUCGCUCUGUGGCUCUGUACGGCGCGGAGUUAGGUCAAGACGCGGUUGCGACGCGGUUGCGACGCGGGGGGCGAGGCGAACCAAGCGGUGAUCGAGGCGAGGGCCGGCGAGGCGUGGCGUGGCGGUCGGAGAUGUCGCAGAAGAGACUGCCGGAAGAGAGCGAUGGCCCGCGGCGCGGCAGAGGUGGCGGCGCCGAGCCCGGUGGGAGCUCCUCCUCCCUGCCCCACAGCCCCAGCGAACCGAAGCGGCAGAGGGUCCCCGCCCUCCGCGAUGUGAUCACGGAGGUGAUGCGGAAUGCCAGCAUGGAGAAGUUCUUCAUCGCGCUCGAGCCCCUCAUCCGGAGAGUGGUGAAAGAAGAAAUUGAGUCGGCAUUUGCAAAUCAUGCCAUUAUGAUAAGAAGUGUCACAGACACUGUUCCGUGUACAUCAAAAAAAUUGCAGCUGCAAUUCAUGACUAAACUUUCUCUUCCAAUAUUUACUGGUUCCAAGAUUGAAGGAGAGGGCUCCUUAAAUAUAACUAUUGCUCUAGUUGAUGCUUUGACCAGACAAGUUGUAGCAUCAGGAAAGGAGUCCCUGAUGAAGGUUGAGAUUGUAGUUCUAGAGGGGGAUUUUGAAGCUGGAGAAGACGAUAACUGGACAGCUCAGGAAUUUAACAAUAACAUUGUUAGAGAAAGAGAAGGUAAACGGCCCUUAAUUUCUGGAGAUGUGUUUGUUGCCCUUAUCGGAGGCAUUGGAACAGCAGAGGAACUUUCAUUCACAGAUAACUCCAGCUGGACACGGAGCCGAAAGUUCAGGCUAGGUGUAAGAACUGAGGAUGGUUGUUUCAACGGCGUAAGAGUACGGGAAGCAAAAACCGAAUCAUUUGUGGUAAAGGAUCAUCGAGGAGAGUUGUACAAGAAGCACCACCCACCAUUUCUCGAAGAUGAGGUCUGGCGCCUGGAGAAAAUUGGCAAGGAAGGUGCUUUUCACAAACGUUUGAAUAGGGAGAAAAUUGUUACUGUCAAGGAUUUUCUUACCUUACUACAUCUUGAUGCUCCUAGACUUCGAAAGAUAUUAGGUGGUGGCAUGUCAACAAAGAUGUGGGAGGUCUCUAUCGAGCAUGCAAAAACCUGUGUUCUCACUGACAAAAUGCAUUACUACUAUCCAGACAAUCAAAACAAAACUGGUGUUGUGUUCAAUGUUGUUGGAGAAGUGAGAGGUUUAAUAUCUGACAAGUUUGUCUCUGUUGAUGGUCUUACCGAAAAGGAGAAGGCUGAAGCCCAUGCAGCUGUGAAGCAAGCAUAUGAACACUGGAAGAACGUCUUGACAUGUGACAACGAAACACUUCUGGAAAAUCCUUCGCAGCUCUUCAAUAUGAGAUCUCCAUCUUUGCGAGAAAAUCAAUGUAACCAGUUUCCCACACAAGUUGGUACCGAUGACUUUGGUUUGAGCCAUUCAACCAUACCAUCAGCUGACAUUUUCUCCAUGGAACCCUCAAGUGCGUUAGACCCUUGUCAUUUGGAGACUGAGUUCAAUGAAAAUCGAUUUCAGUCAGAAUUGUCCCCACUUGGUGGACAUGAAGCGCCUCAAGAAUCUCAGACGCUAGAGAAGUUCUCGAACUCUUUGGUUUAUAAUGACUGUACUGGUCAUCCCUCAUUCAGUGAGAGCUAUUACAGCUGCUUAGAUCCCAGCAUAUCCUUUGACACACAAGAUCUUGGAGCUGCACUGAAAGGCUUCAUUGCAACCAUAUCGAAGCCCAAGGCAUAUAGAGGAUGGAGGACAUUGUCUUAUGUGUUAGGAUGGAUAUUCUAUACCAAGAAAAUCGUUGCACUUAAGAGAAAGAAAAAUGGGAAAUAAAGGUUUUAAUAUGAGUACUUUUCUCUAUCUUUAGUUAAACUGUGAAAUAUGAGUGGAGAGGAGAUAAUGUGCAUAGAGUCAUUUGUUAUCUUUUCGUUUUUAGGGAUUGGGGGCACAAUUGGCAGGCUCUGCUGGUUCUGGUAGCUGUAUAUGAGCUUUUUAUCAGCAAGUUUUCUGAUGAAUGCCUGUAAAUAAUCAGAUGAAGUUUUGUACAGGGUGAGUGAUAUGCAUAUAAUGCGCAAGUAUUGGUGAUA
This is a messenger RNA of Phragmites australis (common reed), 2160 nucleotides long. RefSeq names its product calmodulin-binding protein 60 A-like. The transcript has 7 exons. Gene Ontology annotation, cellular component: nucleus. The coding region runs from base 203 to 1906 and encodes 567 amino acids. Gene Ontology annotation, molecular function: DNA-binding transcription factor activity; calmodulin binding; sequence-specific DNA binding. NCBI's taxonomy places the organism in Eukaryota, Viridiplantae, Streptophyta, Magnoliopsida, Poales, Poaceae. The record is from RefSeq and is a predicted model, not a curated record. Gene Ontology annotation, biological process: regulation of salicylic acid biosynthetic process.